GGUUCCUUACACCAAACGAAUCUUGUUGACUUGACUAUAGUGCCAUCAAUAUUCAUUUAUUUCUCUCUGGCAUUCACUAUUAUUUCUCUCUCUCUCUCUCUUUCUUUUCAUCAUUAUCUUUCUCUCCAAGUACUAAAUAGAUUAAUUUCUCUCUUCUCUGAACUGGCAUCGAACCUUUUGAUAUCUUUCUUGUGCCAGAUGUACGUACCGGAAUGGUGAAUGAACCGACGACAAGUGCUGAAUUUGAGAAAUUCGCAUGGAGAAUCGAUGAUUUCCGCAACCAGAAUGUAAUGAAAUUGCGUUCAAAGUCUUUCAAAAUCCGAGGCUGUACAUGGAAGAUCCUUGUGUAUCCACUGAGGAGAGACGUGAACCAUUUUUCAGUCUAUUUGAUGGUUGGUGAUUCUUUGCCACCGUAUGGAUGGAGUAGAAACACGUUUUUCAAGUUAGUUCUAGUUAAUCAGGUGGAUCGGAAGAAGUCAAUUGAAAAAUUAACUCAACAAAAGUUCAAUGGAGGACAUCGUAGCUGGGGUUCAUUUUUCUUGAAUCUCAGUGAUUUCCACGAUCAUAAACAAGGGUACCUUGUGAGGAACACAUGCAUCAUUGAAGCACACAUUUGUGUCUCCGAUAUAGCACAAAAGACUCUAGUUUACCCAAAUUGUUCUCCAACCCAUGAUUCUCUACCAGGUGGUGGUCAUGAUCAAGCAACAGAAUCAUCCUCAGAUGACAGAGACAGUAGCAUUAGUCCCAGAACCUCAGGAUCAAGUUCAGCAGAAGGAGAAGCUCGAGGUUUGACACUAAGGGAACUCAUAGACUUGGAGAGUUUAGAGCCAGAAGAAGCAGCAUUCAUUCCACUCUUGGAAGAGGUUUGCAUAUGGCACCCUAACCUGAUACAAUGUCAGAAGAAAAGGAGUGUGAGGUUUAGACAAUGGGCCUUCACAUCUUUGGGCCAGGUUUUGCACUUCCUCAAGACUAAGAAGGUGAAGGACAUGAGAGAUGAGGACAUAAAGUACCUUGAUGGUUUGUGGAAGGAACUGGUGAAGUCCUCAGGGUUUGACCUGGCUUGGCUGCAGCCAUAUGUUGAAUCAGCUUUGGGGUUGAAAGCUUACAUGGAAAGAGCAAAGCAGCUGAAGAAACUUAAGGACAGUGUGGUUGGUUUGGAGAUCAAGAUGAAGAGGCUCAGGGGGGAACUGGCUAAUGCUGAAAAGGAGUUUGACGUUGCAAGAAGAGGCUUGUCUGAAGUGAGAAGGGGUUUCAAUGAGAUGGAUGUAAAUGCUGCAAUUGGUUAUGCCAUGUUUUAGGAGGAUCUGUUUCUUAUUUAACGAAUCUUUCUUCUAAUUUUGAAAUAGGUCCAAUCUUUUGAAGAAAUUUUAAUCAAUAGUGAAUAGAAUAUUAGAAAUUGGGUGUGGAUAGUAUUUCUGUUUAGUCAUAUUGUUACAUGUAUGAAUCUUAACUAGGUGUAGUGAAGAGCAUGCAUGCACAAGUUUCCAUUUCUAGUUCUGUACGUACAAAUUAUGCUGAGACAGUACUGGCUUGGGUAUAUAUAUAGCUGAUAAAUUUUUUGUUAAUUAAGUUAAUUUUUAUUGUAGAUGUAUAUCUUUCU
This is a messenger RNA of Cajanus cajan (pigeon pea), 1600 nucleotides long. Its product is annotated as MATH domain and coiled-coil domain-containing protein At3g58280. Gene Ontology annotation, molecular function: protein binding. NCBI's taxonomy places the organism in Eukaryota, Viridiplantae, Streptophyta, Magnoliopsida, Fabales, Fabaceae. The record is from RefSeq and is a predicted model, not a curated record.